AUGAAUAACAAUUUAGACUUGGAUCUCAAUUUGAAUCCCCCAUCGGCUCCCUCCAAUGUAACCCCCCCGAGUCACAACCAAACCCCGAGAAGAAAACGCACUAGAAGAACCUCCAACAACGAAGCCACUUCUUCAUCCUCUUCAAGGCGUAAACCUGACCCUAAUGCUCCCUUAAUCACAGAACCAUGCAAAGUAUGUGGCAAAAAGUUCUGGUCUUCCAAGGCACUCCAUGGACACAUGAGAUCUCACCCUGAGCGUCAAUGGCGUGGCAUCAACCCUCCUCCUAACCACCAACCAACAGCACCGCCGGUUUCUGUUACAGCGGAAGAAGGUCAAGUGUUAGCUAAUGCCUCCACGACCGGUUCAAGUGUAGGAGUUGAAGGACGGUUCGAGUGUGAAGGUUGUAAGAAAGUGUUUGAGUCACGUCAAGCGUUAGAUGGACAUUUAUGUUCCGCCAUUUUAAACUUAAACAUAGAUCCACCUCCUCCUUCUACUCCUCAAGAGAUCGUUGAUGAAGAUGAUAAGAGUAAGAGUGUGAUGGUUGUGUCAGGGAUGAAUCAUCGGUGUGACAUCUGUUCGAAAGCGUUUUCUGGUGGUCAAGCUUUGGGUGGUCACAUGAGGCGUCAUUGGCAUAAGGAUCGAAAGGAGAAGAAACAAGCUUCGACUGGUAUCGAUCUCAAUGUUCCUGCGUCGACCAACUUGCCCGGUUCUUCUUCAGACACAUUGCCAGAGUCUUCUUUGGAUCUUAGGUUACGACUAUGACAUUAUAAUAUAUAUAAUGGGUAUUGGUUUCUUUCUCUUUACGAAACUCUAUUUUAUGUGUGCGCACGAUUUGUAUGAUGAAUUUAUACGA
Messenger RNA from Brassica oleracea var. oleracea, 853 nucleotides. RefSeq names its product zinc finger protein ZAT2. The transcript has a single exon. The coding region runs from base 1 to 762 and encodes 253 amino acids. Lineage: Eukaryota; Viridiplantae; Streptophyta; Magnoliopsida; Brassicales; Brassicaceae. The record is from RefSeq and is a predicted model, not a curated record.